This is a messenger RNA of Micromonas pusilla CCMP1545, 1467 nucleotides long. RefSeq lists its product as uncharacterized. The coding region runs from base 1 to 1467 and encodes 488 amino acids. Lineage: Eukaryota; Viridiplantae; Chlorophyta; Mamiellophyceae; Mamiellales; Mamiellaceae. The record is from RefSeq and is a predicted model, not a curated record. The transcript has a single exon.
AUGGCGUCCACGCCCACGACGGGUUUCAUCUCGCCGUCUCGGCGCGCGCGACGCACGCCGGCGUCGCGCCCGAUCUACUCCUCGGACUCGUCCGACGAUGGCGCGGACCUGUGGAGUAGAUCUGUCGCGAAGAUGCUGCGAGGGAAGGCGAGCGCGUCGCGGUUCGUGCGCGACGCGGACGCGGCGCCGCCGCGGACGCGCCUCAAGCUGCGGUACGAGGACGACGACGCGGAGACGGAGACGGAGGAUCAUCUCGAGGAGGAGGAAGACGUCGACGAGGACGCGACCGAGGACGCGACGACGGACGACGAGGACGAUGAGAGAAUUAGGGCGAAUCCGCGCGGGUUCCGAUCGGAGCCGCGGGCGGGACGGACGCGCCCGGGCUCGAGCUCGCGGGGGCCCCGCGAGCGUCGCGAUCGCGAGCCCGCGUCGGGGGGGUCGAUGUCCUCGAGGACGAAAACGCGCGGCGGCGACCGCGGAGGGAGGCGGGUCGCGCAGACGGAGCGCAAGCCGCCGCGGAGCGCGGGAGGGGGAGGGCGUCGACAUCGAUUCUUCGACGUCGACGCCGACAACGACGACGACGCGGCGCCCGCGUCGCUCGAGCGAUCGUUCGUGGACGCCGCGCGCGCGAUGCGCGCCAUCAAGUCGGACCUCAGGAUCAUAUCCGACCGCGUCGACCGCGUCGCCGCCGCGAGCGCGUCGAAGCGACGGGGCGGGGGCGGGGGAGGAGGACGCGCGCGCGGCGGGCGCCGGCUGUUCGACGACGACGACGACGACGACGACGACGCGUUCGCGCUCGACGGAACGCCGCGGUCGGGGCCGUUUUCGGCGGCGUCAGGGCGCGGCGGCGGCGGCGGCGGCGGCGGCGGCGUGGACGACGACGCGUGGACGAGAGAUACCGCGGAGGAUGGCGUACUCGCGCGCGUCGCGGCGUUGGAGAACACGCUCGCGUAUCGAGCCGCCGACGCGGCGACGCUGCGCGCGAGGGGCCACCGCGGCGGGGACCGCGGCGGGGACGGGGACGGGGACGGGGACGGGGACGGGGACGGCGGGGUCGAGCGCGAGCGCCGCGACGGACGCGACCGAGGAGGGAGGCGCGGCGACGCGCCCGCGAACGAGCGCCGCGCGCGCGGGACGACGACGCCGGCGGCGGCGGAGGAGAACAAGAACGAGAAGACGCGCGGCGGCGUCCUCGAGAGCGUCGUGAACCUGACGCGACUCGUCCUCACCGCGGCGAUGGCGUUCGCCGCCGCGUGCCUCGUCAUCGCGCUGGUGGACCUCGUGCUGACGCCGGAGGACGCCUUCGUGCGGUACUACGCGAUGGAGGGCGCUGAUGGAUGGGCGACGGCGACGCCGCGCGUGGCGGCGUUGCUGCGCGGGACGUCGAACGCGCUCUCUGCCGUCGCGACGCGCGUCGUUCGCGCGUUCGACGAAGACUUGGACGCGCCGGCGUGUCGGCCGAGUUGA